Penicillium arizonense is the source of this 408-nucleotide messenger RNA. RefSeq lists its product as uncharacterized. The record is from RefSeq and is a predicted model, not a curated record. The annotation marks the transcript as partial. NCBI's taxonomy places the organism in Eukaryota, Fungi, Ascomycota, Eurotiomycetes, Eurotiales, Aspergillaceae. The transcript has 3 exons.
CCCUCCUUCCACCUAAGUAAAGACUCGCAACCACAUGUUCUGAUCUUAAGCUUUGCUAUGAUCGGGCUAUGGGUUACUGGCGGGAGGGCUGCGCGGACAAGAGCGAAGAAUAUGCAUGAGAAAUUAGUGACAUUGUUAGAGAGUCGCAUGGGAGACUGGAAGUCGCAGAAAGACUUCAAGGAUACAUCAUGGCCGAUGUCGACAUUCCAAGCCGUCCUUCUGAACGAUACCUCUUUCAAGAAGCUGCGUAAGACAGUCGAUGAAAAGGUUGAAAAGCUCAAUCAAGAUAUUGAAAAGCUGCAACAGCAAGUCCAGGAACUUCAGAAUAAGCUUCUCCUACAGGAAGGCUGGCAUCAAGAGGAGCUUUCCCAACGACGCAUUCUGGACUGCAAAAUCUGCUACGGGUAG